AUGGUGUCGGAAAUGUCUGAAUCGUCUUUGUCUGAAUCGUUAUCUCUCGGCAUGGGAGAUAAAUCGAGAGCGAUGCGAGAGUUUGGCGGGGGAGGAAGAGGAUUUGGAUUUGGAGGAAAGAAAGAAGGAUUUGACGAGGAGGAAUCUUCGUCGUCGUUUUCAUCAUCACCGUCUGAAUCAUCGUCGGGAGAGGAGGACGUCGAAGAGGAGGAGGAGGAGGAAAAAGAAGGAAACUUUAAGGAGAAUGCGAAACCUUCGACGGGAAAAAGGGGCAAAUUUGCCUUCUUUUCGUCGGGGUUAGAAGAGAUGACCAGACGAAAAGGAGGAGGAGGAAGAGAAGAUGAUGAUGAUGAUGAUGAUGAUAUCGAAGAUGAUGAUGAUGAUAUCGAAGACGAUAUAGACGACGAUGAAAUUUUAGAGGUUCGCGAGUACAACACGCAUCGGGAGCAUCAGCAAUGGCAAAAUCAAAAGCUUCCUCCUCCUUUGCUUCCGAACGCGAAUACUAGUACUAAUAAUAACAAUAACAAAAACAAAGAGUGGCGGAAACUUCUUCCGCAUUACGUUCCAGCCUCGGAACUCUUCCUCGGCUCGAGGGUGAAUAACGAAGUCGUGUUUGUCGAUUACCAGGCGCAAUUUAACUCAAACGGGAAAAGGAAGACGCAAGUGCCCAUGACAAUCGGGGAGAGAGAGGCGUAUGACGCGCAAAUGCAAAAUCCGUUCAAUACUAGUAAAAAUAACAACGGCGCGAAUAAUCAACAAGAAGCGAGAUGGUACACGACCGGCGCCGGCGUGCGCACGUACGUCACGAAAACCGGGCAAAAGUUAACCGGAAAGAGAGCGUACGACGCCUCCAUAAAAGACCAGCAGAAAUGGGGUUUGUAA
This is a messenger RNA of Bathycoccus prasinos, 882 nucleotides long. RefSeq lists its product with no specific name. The transcript has a single exon. NCBI's taxonomy places the organism in Eukaryota, Viridiplantae, Chlorophyta, Mamiellophyceae, Mamiellales, Bathycoccaceae. The record is from RefSeq and is a predicted model, not a curated record. The coding region runs from base 1 to 882 and encodes 293 amino acids.